This is a messenger RNA of Eucalyptus grandis, 1909 nucleotides long. RefSeq names its product 1-aminocyclopropane-1-carboxylate synthase 7-like. The record is from RefSeq and is a predicted model, not a curated record. Gene Ontology annotation, biological process: amino acid metabolic process; biosynthetic process. Gene Ontology annotation, molecular function: pyridoxal phosphate binding; transaminase activity. The transcript is spliced from 4 exons. The coding region runs from base 401 to 1717 and encodes 438 amino acids. NCBI's taxonomy places the organism in Eukaryota, Viridiplantae, Streptophyta, Magnoliopsida, Myrtales, Myrtaceae.
UGGAUCUCUGGGUGAUUUUGAGAGAGAAAUAAUAAUUAAAAAGAAAAUUCUUGAAAAAAGAUGACAGGAGCCAAACAGUUGUCACUUGAGAUUGAAACCAUACGAGCUUUGAUCACGCUUGCCCAGAGAAUCAAUCAUUAAUAUUUCUUUUCCCUGUUCUCUUUCCUUCCGUCCAAUUUCUGUGAGGCAAAAUGAUAGAAUAUCCUCUUUUCCUUUGGUCAAACCCCUUCCCUCCCUAUAUAAAGGGAGGUACUUAGUAGUUCCUCUUCAUUCCAAAAACAGUGCUCUUUUCUUCCUCUCCAAUCUCUCUCACACACAGUUGCAUCCUAUUCUCAAGACACACCAAAGAGGAUCACAUCAACUUGUAAACUCGCAUCAUUAUCUGAAUAGCUUAUCACGAAUGGCAAAAGAGAUUGAGGCUGCUCCCUCCGUCCAGCUGUCAAGCAUCGCAGUUUCCGAGACACACGGCGAGAACUCGCCGUACUUCGCCGGGUGGAAAGCGUACGAUGAAAACCCUUACAACGAGGCGAGCAAUCCUUCUGGGGUCAUCCAAAUGGGAUUAGCUGAGAACCAAGUCUCAUUUGACUUGCUUGAAGAGUACUUGGAGACGCAUCCAGAGGCAUCUUUUGGGGGCAGAGGAGCUACUGGGUUCAGAGAGAAUGCCUUGUUUCAGGAUUACCAUGGCCUUCCCACUUUCCGAGAGGCGAUGGCAAGUUUCAUGGAGGAAAUCCGAGGCGGGAGGGCAAAAUUCGACCCUAGACGAGUAGUCUUAACCGCCGGAGCGACUGCUGCUAAUGAGCUAUUGACCUUCGUUUUGGCCGACCGCGGCAGUGCUUGGCUGGUCCCCACUCCUUAUUAUCCUGGAUUUGACAGAGACUUAAGGUGGAGAACCGGUGUGAAUAUCGUGCCCAUAAACUGUGAUAGUUCGAACAAUUUCCAGAUCACAACUCCAGCUCUCGAAGCAGCCUACGAGCUUGCAGAAUCAAUGAACAUCAGAGUGAGUGGAGUCUUGAUCACCAACCCUUCAAACCCGUUGGGCGUGACCAUCAGCCGGUCAGUCCUGGAGGACAUCCUCGACUUCAUAACGAGGAAGAACAUCCACCUUGUCUCCGAUGAAAUCUACUCGGGAUCUGUCUUCUCGUCCUCUGAGUUCGUGAGCGUCGCUGAGGUCCUCGAGGCACGUGAGUACAAGGGCUCCGAGCGGGUCCACAUUGUUUACAGUCUUUCCAAGGACCUUGGCCUCCCGGGUUUUCGAGUUGGCACAAUUUACUCAUACAAUGACGAGGUUGUGACCACAGCGAGACGGAUGUCCAGCUUCACACUGAUCUCUUCUCAAACGCAACACCUUCUUGCCUGCAUGCUGUCUGACAAGAAGUUCACAAAGAACUACAUUGAGGUCAACCGCACCAGGCUGAGGAAGCGGUAUGAGAGGAUCAUCGAGGGCCUGAGGAGUGCCGGGAUCGAGUGCCUAAAGGGCAACGCCGGGCUGUUUUGCUGGAUGAACUUGAGCCCUCUUCUCGAGAAACCCACAAAAGAAGGUGAAUUGGAUCUCUGGAGGACCAUGGUUCAUGAACUGAAGCUUAACAUAUCUCCAGGUUCAUCAUGCCACUGCUCAGAGCCAGGUUGGUUUAGGGUGUGCUUUGCCAACAUGAGUGAGCACACACUAGAAGUUGCACUUGAGAGGAUACACAAGUACAUGGAACAAAGAAGAACUUGACACACAUAUACGUAGAAAAUAUUUCUUUUUGUCCUCGUCAAAAUUAGUGAUCAUUCUUUAAUACAAGUGAAGAAAAAUAAAGGGUAAGACGUAUAAAUACCGCACCGUGUCCAAUUUUUUGUCGGGGGAGCCAAACCCGUGUCAUUUGUAACUCCAAUUGUUGUUGUUCUUCACACACCAUGUAUGCAUCAA